AUGAAAGACGAUCUUGCCGACCAACAAAUAGUAAAUGUGAAUAAUAAAACAGAGAUGAUAUCAGAUAGUCAAGAUAAACAUCCAAUGAUCGCUCAGUUAGCAAGUUUACAAAGGCUAAAAGAAGUCGGUUGGUAUUGGGGUCCAUUGAGUUGGAUUGAUGCUGAGCGUUUGUUAAAAGAUAAACAAGAUUAUUCUUUUAUUGUUCGUGAUAGUAGCCAUCGUCACUAUUUUCUCGCAAUAACAUUCAAAUCGCAAGGUAAUAUCCAUCAUACGCGAAUUGAACAUAGCAGCAAUUCAUUUAGUUUCUAUCAUGGAAAUUCCAAAUCACAAUGUACAUCGUCUGAUGUCGUCGAAUUUAUAGAAAAUACAAUUGCACAUUCGAAAUCGGGUCAAUUUAUGUUUUUUAUCAGGUCAAGUAUACCCGGUCAACCAAUGACACCUGUUCGUCUACUCUAUCCAGUUUCACGCUUUGCGUACAUGUCAUCAUUGAAACACAUAGCCCGGUUUGUUAUUCAUCGUCAAAUACGUCGCGACCGUAUCGAUGACUUAGAUCUUCCAAUACGUUUGAAAUCAUUUUUAAAAGAAGCUCAGAUCUACACCGAAAGCGUACCGACAUCAGAUGAUAUUUCAGAAACAUAA
Molecule: messenger RNA, 639 nt
Organism: Adineta ricciae
Lineage: Eukaryota; Metazoa; Rotifera; Eurotatoria; Adinetida; Adinetidae
Source: the annotation of a GenBank genome assembly